AUGGACCGGACACACCGAUGCCAAGCUCAUGGGACGCGCCGACGAAUAAUCUCGAACUGCUGUCAAUGGCAUGCAAGCCAGACCGGUUCAGAUAGACCGAGUGCUACUAUCGGUAUCUCACAGACAGCGUUAUCUGGGCGAUCAGACAGCACCAACCGACGGCGUAACCAAAGUGCCCAUCGCACAACACUCGUCGAAGGGCUCUUGGUGGUUUGA
Molecule: messenger RNA, 216 nt
Organism: Colletotrichum orchidophilum
Lineage: Eukaryota; Fungi; Ascomycota; Sordariomycetes; Glomerellales; Glomerellaceae
Exons: 2
Coding region: 1-216 (71 amino acids)
Source: RefSeq, a predicted model, not a curated record